Messenger RNA from Sceloporus undulatus (fence lizard), 3260 nucleotides. It is a transcript of the gene NPFFR2, whose product is annotated as neuropeptide FF receptor 2. The coding region runs from base 1280 to 2611 and encodes 443 amino acids. Gene Ontology annotation, biological process: regulation of adenylate cyclase activity; regulation of cAMP-dependent protein kinase activity; G protein-coupled receptor signaling pathway. Gene Ontology annotation, cellular component: membrane. The transcript has 7 exons. The record is from RefSeq and is a predicted model, not a curated record. NCBI's taxonomy places the organism in Eukaryota, Metazoa, Chordata, Lepidosauria, Squamata, Phrynosomatidae. Gene Ontology annotation, molecular function: opioid receptor binding; neuropeptide receptor activity; peptide binding.
UGGCAACCAUGGAGGAUGACCAACAGCAUUCUGUUAGAUUUUGAGGUGUCUUGCACAAUGACCCAAUAGAAUAUGGUUGCUGCUCCGCACAUAUUUGUUUCAAUAUUUUUUAUAGGACUGGCAGUCGUAGUCCAAGCAGGUAGUCUCAGGCAAUACAGGUCUUUGUUGUUCCCUGCUAAAUGACCACUUUCUCCCUUUCAUUUUGGGAAAAGUAGAGAAAGUGGACAGGAGGAAGACAAAUUUGAGAUGUGGUGCUGAAGAGGAAUUUUAUGGAUACUGUGGACUCCUAACAAGAGAAAUAAGGUCCAAGAGCAAAUCAAGCCUGAACUCUCACUAGACACCAAGAUGACGCAACUGAGGCUGUUUGACUUUGACCAUAUCGUGAGGAGACAGGACUCAUUAGAAAAGACAACUAUGCUUGUUCUCAACAGCAGAGGGGAAAAAACCCUUAAGCUUAAGAGAUCUGCUUUGUUUUUCACUGAAACCUCAUCUGGAGCCAGAUGGAAAGAGAUGGCUACCUGAAGUUACCGUUUCAACUUCAAAGAACUGGAUGAGGAAAAACAGACUAAAACUGAAUCCAGGGUCUGACACUAAGCCAUAUGCCUCAGAGGACUUUGGGCUGCUUCACUCCUCAGAUGGACUUCCUGCUGCUCUCCUAGACCUUGCAUGCCUUACCUAUCCAAUGAAAAUGGCGAGAUUCCAACAAAGCAAGAGUGACAACACCACCAGGCAUUGCCGCUGGAUGAAGAAAAGAGGGCGCCGUGGUGGUAGAUCUGGAAAGCGGAGGGGAGGGAGGAGACGAGGAAGAAGCAGCAAGAAAAGAGGCAAAAGCUGUAGAGGAGGAGGAAGGAGGAGAAGACGCUAAACUGCAGGAUGGCUUGCCAUUGUCCCACGACUUUCAAAGUGAAAGACUAAUACCCUGUUCAGUCUCCUGUUUUAAAUACUGAAAUUCAACCCUGUCACACUCUUCGUGGAACAACAGCCACCUCUAAACAACUUUCUGGCAACUUGAGAUUGAACAGUGUCCUCUUACCAAUAAACUUGGAAAUAUCACCACCGUUACUUUGGUGUUGCUGUGUUGUUGUGUCAUAGGAUCAAUUUUUUGCAAAGUAACCUAUUAUCUGAAUGAACUGGUGCAGCGGUUUCCAAACUUUGGUCCUCUGGAUGUUUUGAACUUCAACUUCCAGAAACCCCGGCCAGCUUGGUCAACAGUCAGGAAUUCUGGGAGCUGAAGUUCAAAACAUAUAGAAGACCAGAGUUUGGGAAUCACUGAAUUCUGAUGGAUUCACAGGACAGCUGGACAGCCAGAAUGCUUGAUAAAGCACAGCUUAAGAUGGAGAAAAAGAAUCUGGAUCUCAGUCCUUCCUUCAGUAGACUUCAUGUGAGAAACUGCAGUGGACAUCCAAGCACCUGUAACAUGGAGACCAAUAUUUCCUAUGUGGAUUUUUACCUCCACCAGCCAUUCAUAGCUGCCAUUUUCAUCAUCUCCUACCUUCUCAUCUUCCUCCUGUGCAUGAUUGGCAAUGGAGUGGUCUGUUUCAUCGUCUUGCGGAGCAAACACAUGCGCACUGUUACCAACCUCUUCAUCUUGAAUCUUGCUGUCAGUGAUCUGCUGGUGGGGAUAUUUUGCAUGCCUACCACCUUAUUAGAUAACAUUAUAUCAGGAUGGCCCUUUGGGAAUAUUGCCUGCAAGAUGAAUGGUAUGGUCCAGGGAAUAUCAGUCUCAGCUUCUGUCUUCACUUUGGUGGCAAUUGCUGUUGACAGGUUCCAUUCUAUUGUUUAUCCAUUUAAACAAAAGCUCACCAUAUGGACAGCAGUUGUCAUUAUAGUUAUCAUUUGGGUUCUGGCCAUUGCCAUUAUGUGCCCUUCUGCCGUGAUGCUGAAGGUGGAAGAAGAAAAACAUUUCCGUGUGGUGCUUGAUGAUGGCAACAAAACCAGCCCCAUAUAUUGGUGUCGGGAGGACUGGCCCAACCAAGAUAUGAGAAAGAUCUACACAACUGUACUGUUUGCCAAUAUCUACUUGGCACCUCUUUCUCUCAUUGUCAUAAUGUAUGCUCGGAUAGGGAUCACCCUCUUCAAUACAUCACUGCUAGCCUGUGGGAAACAAGGCCAAGAGCGCCACUCUGUCCAGAAGAAGAAGCUCAAGGUCAUCAAGAUGCUCAUCAUCGUAGCCCUGCUUUUCAUCCUCUCUUGGCUGCCAUUGUGGACCUUAGCAAUGCUCUCGGACUAUGCUGACUUGAGUGAGGAUCAGUUGCAAAUCAUUAACAUUUAUGUCUACCCUUUUGCACAUUGGUUGGCCUUCUUCAACAGCAGCAUGAACCCCAUCAUCUAUGGGUUCUUCAAUGAGAACUUCCGCCGAGGUUUCCAAGCAGCCUUCAGGUUUCAGCUCUGUUCUGGGGAUGGGAUUCCCAGGGAGAUGUAUUCUCAGCGAGGACCAAGCAAUGCCAUUUUGCCUGUAGCUGUCCCCCAAGAAGCAUCACACAAUCUUUCACCCACAAUUGCAGAGGGAUCAGUUCCACAAGGGAACUGGGUGGGCACCACCCAAGUUUUGAUGAUGCAAAACCUAGAGAAGGGUUGUAAGAACAAUGGUGUGAAACAAGACUUGGUAUAAACUACCUUGGUUGGGUGGCUUUGGUGAACUAGUCAUGACCUUGAAGCUCUAUCUGACAAAAUGACAAAAGCUAUUUUAGGACUUUGAUACUUGUACAGUAUGUACGUUUUAUAUCAUAUUGUCAUAGGGAGUGGGGAAUAUUGUACUUAUAUCAGUAUGAAUCUGGAAACUAAAGGUCUGGACACAAAGGGGUCUGAAGAAUAUUUGAGAUAGCUGGAUUUGUUUAGUAUGGAGGCGAGGUGAUAUGAUAACCAUUUCCAAAUGCCUGUCACAUAGAUAGUAAAGCAAGUUUGUUUCCGGCUGUUCUAGAGAGCAGAGCCCAAACCAGUGAGUUCAAAUUGUAAGAACAGAGAUUCUGGCUAAACUUUAGGAAGAGUUUCCUGAUGGUAAGAGCAGACUGCCUCAGAAGGUGGUAGACUCUCAUUCAUUCAAGGUUUUUAAACAAAGAUUGGAUGGUUACCUGGCAAGAAUGCUCUAACCGUGGGUUGGACUACAUGGCAGCUGGUCUCUCAUCCAGUUCUGAAGUUCUGUGACUCUAGUUUUAUGUUACUGAGGGGAGCCAGCAAGAUGUAGUAGUUUGACCAUUGGACUUUGACUUUAGAAACCAGGGUUCCAAUCCCUGCUCAACCAUAGAAAACCACUGGGUGAC